Anopheles marshallii is the source of this 978-nucleotide messenger RNA. RefSeq names its product annexin B9. Lineage: Eukaryota; Metazoa; Arthropoda; Insecta; Diptera; Culicidae. Gene Ontology annotation, molecular function: calcium ion binding; calcium-dependent phospholipid binding. The record is from RefSeq and is a predicted model, not a curated record. Gene Ontology annotation, cellular component: cytoplasm. Bases 1 to 978 code for a protein of 325 amino acids. The transcript is spliced from 5 exons.
AUGAGCUCGUCCCAGUAUUAUCCAUUCCAAUGCACACCGACCGUCUACCCGGCCGAUCCGUUCGAUGCCAACGAGGAUGCGGGCACGCUCCGUACCGCGAUGAAGGGUUUCGGUACGGACGAGAAGGCCAUCAUCGAGGUGCUGGCCCGUCGCGGUAUCGUCCAGCGGCUGGAGAUCGCCCAAGCGUUCAAGACCUCAUUCGGCAAGGAUCUGAUCAGCGAUCUGAAGUCGGAGCUCGGUGGCAAGUUUGAGGAUGUGAUACUCGCGCUGAUGACACCGUUGCCCCAGUUCUACGCGAAGGAGCUGCACGAUGCCAUCUCGGGCAUCGGCACGGACGAGGAGGCAAUCAUCGAGAUUCUGUGCACGCUGUCGAACUACGGCAUCCGUACGAUCGCCGAGUUCUACGAGCAGAUGUACAACGUUUCGCUCGAGUCGGAUCUGAAGGGUGACACUAGCGGUGCGUUCAAGCGGCUCUGUGUGUCGCUGGUGCAGGGUAACCGUGACGAGAACAAUGGCGUUGAUGAGGGUGCAGCGGCAGCCGAUGCACAGGCACUGUAUGAAGCUGGCGAGGGCCAAUGGGGUACGGACGAGUCCGUGUUUAACCAGAUUCUGGUGACCCGCUCGUACCAGCAGCUGCGUGCCGUGUUUGACAUCUACGAGAGCCUUGCCGGCCACCCGAUCGAGGAUGCGGUCAAGCGCGAAUUCAGCGGCGCUAUCGAGGAGGGCUUCAAGGCUAUCGUACGUUGCGUUCGCUCGAAAGUCCAGUACUUUGCCAAGCGUCUGCACAACUCGAUGGCCGGGCUCGGCACGAACGAUAAGACGCUGAUCCGCAUCAUCGUGAGCCGAUCGGAGAUCGAUCUGGGCGACAUCAAGGAAGCGUUCCAGGAGAUGUACGGCAAGUCGCUCGAGUCGUGGAUUAAGGGUGACACAUCGGGCGAUUACAAGCGCGCUCUGUUGGCAAUUUCCGGCUACCGGUGA